AUGAAAAACUAACUUUUUCCUUUAAAUGAUAAACAUAGCUUUUAUUUUUCUCUAGGUAUUUUUGAAGAAAAUUAGCAAAAUAAUAUUGAGAAUAAUCCUGAAAUAAUUAAUUAGUAAGAUUAGCAUAUUGAAUUUAAAUAAAUUAAAAUACAAAAGAAUUCUCAAAUAUAGUGUAAUAAUAAUCCAAUUAAAAAUUUUAUAAACCAAUAAGAUUUAAAAUUCUAGCUUGAAAAUAUAGUUGAUUAAGAAAACAAUAAUGAAAAUAAUUAAAUAUUUCAAGAUCAUCACAGAGAAAACAUAAAUGAAAAAGAGCAGAAUGAAUAUUUCAAUUAAAAAAAUUAAACUUUUCAUUAUUUUAUGAAAUAGGCUCUAAGCUAACUGAUAUCCGAAUAAAUAGGAUACAAAUUAGUUGAAAGAAAAUUUAAUUCAUCUAAAAAACUUAAUUAUUUUUAAUAGCUAAAAGAGUAAUACUAAGAUAAUAAUUUGAACAUAAAACUAAUUUUAUAUUAAACUGAAAAUAUUUAAAUAUCUAAAAAUAACUUAUUUCUCAAUUUGUGCAAUUUAUUAUCAGCAUUUAAUAUUUAAGUUAUUAUUUUUUCUAAUAGAAGAGGAAGCAACUUUAUCGAGGAAUGUGCAAACGAAACAUUUAUAUGGGAUGAUUAAGAAAUAAUCAAAGUAUUUUAUUCUGCAGAAAAAAUAGUUUAGUACUUAGUUUGCAAAAGAGAUUAAUUUGAUAGAUAAGCUUAUUUUUCAUUUAUAUAACAUUUUUGA
Molecule: messenger RNA, 771 nt
Organism: Tetrahymena thermophila SB210
Lineage: Eukaryota; Ciliophora; Oligohymenophorea; Hymenostomatida; Tetrahymenidae
Exons: 1
Source: RefSeq, a predicted model, not a curated record